AUGCACUCUGCUCUGCUGACCACCGUCCUCGCCCUUGCGGCGCCCUUGGCCUCUGCGGCUACACUGCCCAGGGAAGUCGUCGAGGUCGGGACUCGUGACACUACUGUGCCUGUCUCGUAUGCCACGGCAUACCUGGACAUUAGCCUCAAGAUCGCCGACUUCGGCUGCUCUGCCGCCCCCAACGGCAGCGUCGUGCAGAACUACGAGUACUUCGUCGACGUCCUCGAGGACUACUACAGCAUCAUCGCCACACCUUGGGCUGCCGCGGACAAGAACGCCUGUGGCCAGUGUGUGGAGGUCACAUACACCAACCCCGCGGGCGAGAAGCGCAAGGUCUACAGCGUUACGGUAGACUCCACUGGAGGCUACUUCAACCUCGACCAGGCUGGGUUCGCCGGUCUGGACGGCCGCGGUUCGUUCGACGCGGGCACCCUCCAGGCCACCGCGAAGACGGUUGAGCUGGAGAAGUGCCGACGCGCGAGGCAGUAG
Diaporthe batatas is the source of this 489-nucleotide messenger RNA. RefSeq lists its product as uncharacterized. The record is from RefSeq and is a predicted model, not a curated record. The transcript is spliced from 3 exons. Bases 1 to 489 code for a protein of 162 amino acids. NCBI's taxonomy places the organism in Eukaryota, Fungi, Ascomycota, Sordariomycetes, Diaporthales, Diaporthaceae.